Chara braunii is the source of this 2699-nucleotide messenger RNA. The record is from the annotation of a GenBank genome assembly. NCBI's taxonomy places the organism in Eukaryota, Viridiplantae, Streptophyta, Charophyceae, Charales, Characeae.
UCGGACGAGGAAACAGAGUAAGAUCCUAGGAUUUGUGUUGGUCGACAUCCACAAGGUAAUCAUGUCGUCAACGAUGAGGAAUGUGGUGUCGAUGAGGACGAUGUCGAAGAGGAGAAAAGCGAGAGGGAGAGAGAGAGAGAGGAUCGUGAGGAAUCUAUGCACGACUGCAAGGGUUUGGAGUCUCAACAGUGUCAUGAGGAGGACGACGGGGGCGAUGGACAAAACAAUGAUGCCUAUCCUGUCGUUGAUGAGGAUGGACGGCAAGAAAGGUCGGUUGAUGUGGAGGUCGACGACGCAACAGGAGAGCGAUCGGAGGCCAGUGUCCAGAAAACGAAACGACAAUCUUCAACAAGUCCGACAGCGGCGGCGGAUAAGCGCGCUGCGAAGAAACUCACUGUCGCUGCAUCUCGAAAGGCGCUCAGAGCUUCUCAAGAGGCGGUCGCUGAAAGCGUGAAGAAACGAAAAGGGUCCGCGUCAUCCAGGGCGACAAAAGCGGAGAAACGUCCACCGAAAAGAAAGAAGAUGGUUGAUGAGGGUGACUCUGGAGAGGAUGCCGAAGGGGUUCCUCCAAGAGUUGUGUCCGAACGGACACAACCUUCCGCUGACACCCAUGAUGAAGCCAUCGACACAACAUGGUGCUUCUUCUUGGAGUUCGAUGAAGAUGGGUUUGCGAAGAAGAAACGGGAACACAUUGAAGUGGACGUCACAAAGAUCUUGACAAUCCCUGAAGCUCAUACAUACAACUGGUAUGUUGUUGCUGGCCAGCACACGGUUGAGGCAAUGAACAGACUCAUUAAAGACAAGUCACCGGCCGAGAAAGUGUAUGGCUUGAGGUCAUACUCUCACGUACGUGUUGUCUACUUUGACGAUGACACAAAGAGAGGAUAUCCGUACGUCUCAACGUUCGACAACACGAGGGAGGAGCGUUCCAUCCCGAGAUCAUUUUCGUCAUCUGUGCGGCAAAUCAGAACAUUUGGGGAUAAGAGGAAUGACCGGAUCCGUCCGCCAGGCACCGUGUCCCCGAAUGACGUCGAGGGAAUGAAACCGAAAACGAAAUGGGAAGAGUUCAUGAACGUCGCCUGCAAAAUGACACCUGAUUCCGGUCUCAUGGACUCUUCCCUGGAGAACGACUACUGCAAGGACGGGACGAACAAGAUGCGCGGAUACAUGAAUCUUGCGCAGUGCGGCGAUACGGUAUGGCCACUAGUACAAAGAUUCUUUGACAUAUACGAGAAGGGGCUAUUGCCGCGAGCCGACGGUGUGAGAUACAACGACCUGCCGGGCAAAGUGGAAGGGAGGCUGACUGGGCAAUACUUUCUCAAUGAUAACUCCGGCAAAAAAGUCAUGUUCCACUACAUCAAGGCCAGAAAGGGGCCAUCAGGCGCAACGGUGUCUAUACCUGACUUAACGCCCACAAUCUUCAAGCUGUUCGGCGAUAUGACGGCGAGAGAGAAGCAAGUGGCGCUUCACCACAUGAUGUGUGGUGAUGUCAUCGUGACAUCACGUACGCUACCUCGUGCUAGAUGCAACAUGGCGGACCUGAUGAAAUAUGCUCAGUGUGAAAGAUAUAUAAUCCGUAUGUUCAACUACAUAUUCUUCAAGGUCGAGGGGAGGUCAAAAGAAGAGUGGAUCGCUGACUUCUUCAUCGGUUAUACCACCAUCUUAGAGAGGUACAACAAAAACGGCCUCACGGACGAGAAAUGGACCGAGGAACGGGACCUCAUCCCUGACGACAAGGCGAGGAAGGUGCCGAGGCGUUUGGGCGGUCCUGAUGAGAUCAAUGGUGAGAACGGUGCGGGAUUGGAGGCAACCCAAGGCAUGUACAAGGAAACCCCGUUCCAACUCAAGUGUUUCAUCUACAAGGCGAUCGAUUGCUUGGACGACCUGAGAGCGGAGGUUAAUCGGAUAUCCUCCAGUGCUUGUCACAUCUUUUGGGAAGUGGGGAAGAGGAUCACAACGAUCCUGCCAUUUGAAAUCCAACCGAAGGGAGUGCUCACCGACAACGAGGAGGUUGUUGGUACGAUGAGGGGGAUGAAGAUACGGGCAACCAUUCUUGAUAUGUCAACAUCACCGAAAUGUGUUCCGUGGGAUGAUGACGCGUUUUCCAAACUGUACGCUUUCCUCAUGACAUGUUGUGGCGAAAACUGGGCCUUGAGCAUUUUCACGCCGAUGAAACACCAGAAACAAGUGAUGCAGAGUGUGUACAACUGGGAUGAUGUUGAGGUGCUCACAGGGUCAUGGUACAGACACUAUACACCUUCGACAACCUUGAACAAGUACGGGAACAUUGUUGUUCAGUACACUGACAUGAUGGCUAUUGUCCUCCACGCCAAGAACGACAAUUUGUACAACAUAACGGUUGCGCCGAAAUUGAGAGCCGAGUUGACAAAUUUGAACGUUGAAGAGSGUGAAUUUGUGAGGUGCUCAAGGGAGUGUAUCGGCGUGGAGGGCGACACUAACGCGGUUUAUUCUUGGAUGGAACGACAGCCAGCACGUCUCCGAAAACGAUGCAGCUCGUUCAUCAGGGAGGACGAUGGCGUGAUGCUAUUGGGCAGGGCGCAUGCGGGACUGAUUUGGGAACUCGCUCGCGCCGGACACCACGUGUUUGCGUGUGACAACACGAUAAAAUAGCUCACAUACCUUUCCAAGUUUUUGGAGUUUUAUGUGAAGGAUCCGAGGAACAAAUGUAGGUUCGAAAA